Messenger RNA from Camellia sinensis, 1075 nucleotides. The record is from RefSeq and is a predicted model, not a curated record. Lineage: Eukaryota; Viridiplantae; Streptophyta; Magnoliopsida; Ericales; Theaceae.
UUGAAAAGCAGUCAAGAGUGGUUCAACUCGCUCAUGGAGAAAGGUCAUACCAUAUCUUUUACCAACUUUGUGCUGGUGCUCCGUUUGGCCUCAAAGAUAGACUGAAUCUAAAAUCGGCUGUUGAGUUCCAUUAUCUAAGUCAGAGUGGCUGCUUGGCAAUUGAUGAUGUUGAUGAUGCUAGGAAAUUUCAGAUGCUUAUGGAAGCCUUAGAUACUGUUCGACUUUGCAAAGAAGACCAAGACAAUGCGUUUGAAAUGCUUGCUGCAGUGUUGUGGCUGGGAAACAUAUCCUUUCAAGUAAUUGACAAUGAAAAUCAUGUAGAGGUCGUGGCUGAUGAAGGUAGCUUGCCUAGUACAUCAUCGAGUACUGGUUCAACACAUGACACUACUGCUGGUGGAAUGGUGAGAGAUGCUUUGUGGAGAGUGCUUUUGUCGCUGAUAUUUUCAAUAUAAUUGGUGAGAAAUGCAAUUAACUUGGAGUUUUCAGACUACAAGAGGUUGAUAAACAAUAGCAUUGUGCUACAAAACAUCAGAUUUUGCAGAAAUGUUUUUGCUGCUUGUUGCUUUCGGCUUAAUAGCAAGUGACGAAUAUAGUGCACAGUGCACAACAGAAUUAGGAGACGCAAAAUCUGAAAAUUGUUGCUCUUACCAAAGAUAUGAUUUGCUUGCUCCCUAGGUCCGGAGCGAUUUAGGAAACACAGACGAUACUUUUUUUCAUUUUUUUGUAAAUCAUAGCUGUUUUGUUUUUCAAGUUACUUUGUAAUUAGCUAGAAAUGAACUACAUGUCUUGGAUAAUAGAGUCAAUGAUAUUGUGUUGUUAUGGGGCAUGACUUGAAUUGCAGAGAUCCAGAUAUACUUUGUUGUUGGGUAUAAUCACUGAUGCUGAAUAAGGGGUGAACAACCCAUAGAGAUCAAGAGAUUGAUGAAUUGCUGGUUUUAAAAUAUAGAACAUUACUUGAUUUGCAGGUUUUAAAAUACUACACUUGGAAAAAAUGACAGAAAAUAAAAUGUGAACAUAUUCAUUCUAGGUAUACUUGCAACUGCACUAAUUUAGAAUCCCCCCUCCCCCCCCCCCC